GUAAUAAUUUUGUAAGAAUAGCAACAUUAUCUUUUACUGUCAUUCCCAUCUGGCUCCUGUUGUAGUCUGUCGGAGAAUUUAUACUUUUGGAUUAUUUUGUCUUUAUUGUUUGUUUGAGACCAUUGAAAUCUUGAACACGUAUCCUAACCAUAUCACUAUAGUACCACAAUGUCGGUGAUAGAGUUUCUAAAAGAUUUACCAUCGUAUGACGAGCACAACUUUACAUUAUUUAACACGGAUCAUGGCAUUAGAAAUUGUUCCAAACGGCCUUCGAUAUAUCUACCCACUAAGGACAUACCUUCUGAACAAAUUAUUGUAACAGAGAAAACAAAUAUAUUGUUAAGAUAUCUCCAUCAACAAUGGGAGAAAAAGAAUAAUAAUUCACCGAAAAAGCGUGACCAGAGCCAUAUUGAACAAAAUGGUGACGAUAACCGACCACGCAAGAGGCCCUGUCUGAACUCGCCGCUGAACUGAAAACACUGUCAAGCAUCAUCAGUUAGUUUGUGCUUCAGUUAUAGACUCUGUAAUGUGUAUGGUGUUUUUGUAUUAACAUUUGUAUCCAUUAUUUUUAGAUCGAAUUGUACAUUGAUUCUCGAGACACACUGGUUCCACGAAUUUUGGGAUAUGAGUGCCAUUACUUAAAAUUGAAUCUUUUUUGACAUAAUAAAAUUUUGUAAAUUACUUAAACUGUAAUCUGUAACAUUUUGUUACGUUGCAAUGAGUUAAAUAAAACAUUAAAUUUGUCCAUUC
Messenger RNA from Galleria mellonella (greater wax moth), 750 nucleotides. Its product is annotated as DET1- and DDB1-associated protein 1. Bases 169 to 474 code for a protein of 101 amino acids. Gene Ontology annotation, biological process: positive regulation of proteasomal ubiquitin-dependent protein catabolic process. NCBI's taxonomy places the organism in Eukaryota, Metazoa, Arthropoda, Insecta, Lepidoptera, Pyralidae. The record is from RefSeq and is a predicted model, not a curated record. The transcript is spliced from 4 exons. Gene Ontology annotation, cellular component: Cul4-RING E3 ubiquitin ligase complex.